AUGGACAACCCGGAGAAUGUCUUUCGGAUGUUUGAAACCCAUAUGCAGAGCUAUAAGGGUGAUGACCCACUUGGAGAAUGGGAAAGUUACAUGCGCUGGAUAGAAGAAAAUUUUCCUGAGAAUAAUGAGUACCUGACAAUUUCAUUAGAACGUUUAAUGAAAGAAUUUUUAGACAAGAAGAAAUACCACAGUGACCCGAGAUUUAUCAAUUACUGUUUAAAAUUUGCUGAAUGCAACAGUGACCGCCAACAGUUUUUUGAAUUUCUGUACAACCAUGGCAUUGGGACCCUGUCAUCCCCUCUGUACCUCGCCUGGGCUGGGCACCUAGAAGGCCAAGGGCAGCUGCAGCAUGCCAGCGCUGUCUUCCGGAGAGGAAUUCAAAACCAAGCCGAACCCCGGGAGCUGCUCCAGCAACAGUACAGGUUAUUUCAGACACGCCUCGCUGAAGCUCAUUUGCCAGCUCAAGCCAGGGCAUUGGCACCUCUGCAGAGUAAUCAAAUUUUAAACAGAACAGUGACGUCAAAAUCAAAUCCAGAGAAUGGCUCAGACUGCUGCCCUAAGAACCAGGGUUCAGAACUUUCUGGAGUUCCAUCUUCAGCUUGUGAUGCAGAGUCAAAAAGAGACCAAAGGGUGAUCAUGAUUUCCAAAUCUGGAUACUCUGUACCCCCAUCCUCAACAGCCAACGCUGAUGUUCAGCAAGUUGUAAUGUAUUGCAAGGAGAAGCUUAUCCGAGGAGAUUCAGAAUUUUCCUUUGAAGAAUUGAGAGCACAGAAAUAUAGCCAGCGGAGAAAGCAUGAACAAUGGGUAAAUGAAGACGAACAAUACAUGAAAGAAAAAGAAGCCAACGCUUUUGAAGAACAGCUACUGAAACAGAAAAUGGAUGAGCUUCACAAGAAGUUGCUUCUAGUAGUAGAGCCAUCCUGUGAGAACCCGGGCAGGAAACCUCUCCAGGAAAGGUCUGAGGUUCAUCCAGCAUGUCUGGGGUUGAGCACUGGCUCCCAGCAGGAACUGAGAAUUCCACCCCUUCCUGCCUUCAGUCAACAGACAGCCAACGUCACGGAAGAGAAACCUCAAGAGGAAACUCCUGCCCUACCUCUUCACCCAAAUGUUGUCACCCCAGCCAUCAGCCAGAGUAUUGCUCCUCCUGUCCCUUUGCCCUCCCAGCUUGUGCCGCAACCUGUAUUUGUAGGAACCAGCAAAGAUGCCAAAUGUGUGAAUGAAAGUACUCGUGAAUUCAAACCGGAGAGCAGAACAGAGGUAAAAGAAGGCCGAGAAGCGCACAAGAUUGCCAACCCAAGUUCCUUUCACACGACUCCAAACACGUCCCUGGGGACGGUCCAGGCCACGCCCUCCAAGGUGCAGCCCUCGCCCACCGUGCACACGAAGGAAGCGCUUGGUUUCAUCAUGAACGUGUUUCAGGCUCCUACGCUGCCUGACAUUUCUGGUGACAAAGAUGAGUGGCCUGCUCUUGACCAAAGCGAGGAUGCCUUUGAAGCCCAGUUCCAAAAAAAUGCGAGGUCUUCUGAAGCUUGGGGAGUCAAUAAGAUUAUGUCUUCCAUGUCAUUGGCUUUUUCUGUGUUUGAAGAUGGGAACAAAGAGAAUUAUGGAUUACCACAACCUAAAAAUAAAACUGUAGGAGCCAGGACCUUUGGAGAGCGCUCUGUAAGCAGUUUUCCUUCAAAGCCAAAUGAUGCACCUCCUGCCGAAGAGUUUCCGGAUGAUUCGACAGUUUGGGGUAUCCGCUGCAACAAGACCCUGGCCCCCAGCCCCGAGAAUGCGGGAGACUUCACCUCUGCCGCGCAGCUUGCCUCCACCCCUUUCCACAGACCCUCCUUUGCCUCGGCGCAGGCUCUGGAAGACAAAGAAAAUGUGGCAGCGGAACAAGGUACCCAUUUGACUUUCGAUUCUUACAAGAGAGGUGUGGAGAAGGCUUCAAAAGGCAGGAAGUUCAGCCCAAUUCUGGAAGCCUCAGAGCCAGCAUUCCCCAUCAGCGUGUCUCCUGCGGCUGCAUCCGCAUCGCUGCUCCAGCCGAGCCGUCCUGCUCAGGUGCUGAGCACUGAAGCCGAACGCAGCCUGGCGGCGUGUACACUCGCUGACUCUGACCGCACCACUGCAGAGGAGCGUCCCGAGACCAGCGCGGGGCUUCCGGCAGAAAGAACGCAGAUGGGCUCGCUUGGCAUCAUCAGUGCUCCAAGCUUCACUGUUGAGAAUCCAUGGGAUGAAAAAUUGAUUCUCAAACUUUUAUCUGGCCUUUCUACACCACUGAGUUCCUAUCCAGACACUUUUGAGUGGCAAUGUAAGCUUCCAGUCAUCAAGCUGAAGACUGAAUUUCAACUGGGUCCUUUGCUGCUCUAUGUCGACUCCCUCCUUGGAGAAGGUGCGUUUGCCCAAGUCUUCGAAGUCACCCAUGGAGACGUGAAUGAUGCCAGAAGCAAGCAGAAGUUUAGCCUAAAGGUCCAGAAGCCUGCUAACCGCUGGGAAUUCUACAUUGGGACCCAGCUGAUGGCGAGGUUAAAGCCGAGUGCACAGCACAUGUUCAUCAGGUUCUACGCGGCCCACUUCUUCCAGGGCGGCAGUGUGUUGGUGGGAGAGCUCCACGGCUAUGGGACGCUGCUGAAUGCCAUUAACCUCUACAAGAACACCCCCGAGAAGGUGAUGCCCCAAGCACUGGUGAUCUCCUUCGCUCUGAAAAUGCUCUCCAUGAUCGAGCAAGUCCACAGCUGCCAGAUCAUUCACGGGGACAUCAAGCCUGACAACUUCAUGCUCGGAAACAGAUUUUUGGAACAAGACAGUGAUGAUGAUGACUUUUCCGCUGGCUUGGCGCUGAUUGACCUGGGUCAGAGUAUAGACAUGAAGCUCUUCCCCGCAGGAACCACAUUCACGGCCAAGUGUGAGACGUCUGGUUUCCAGUGCACCGAGAUGCUCAGCAGCAAGCCCUGGAGCUACCAGAUUGAUUACUUUGGAGUGGCUGCAACCGUGUACUGCAUGCUUUUUGGCACAUACAUGAAAGUGAAAAAUGAAGGAGGGGUGUGGAAGCCUGACGGUCUUUAUAGGAGGCUCCCUCAUUUGGAUAUGUGGAGUGAGUUCUUUCACACCAUGUUGAAUAUACCAGAUUGUGAUCAUCUUCCAUCUUUGGAUUUGUUAAGGCAAAAGCUAAAGGAAACGUUUCAACGACACUAUACAAGCAAGAUUAGGACCCUCCGGAACAGGCUAAUUGUACUUCUCUUAGAAUAUAAGCGUUCUCGGAAAUAA
Molecule: messenger RNA, 3252 nt
Organism: Sorex araneus (European shrew)
Lineage: Eukaryota; Metazoa; Chordata; Mammalia; Eulipotyphla; Soricidae
Gene: BUB1
Product: BUB1 mitotic checkpoint serine/threonine kinase
Exons: 25
Coding region: 1-3252 (1083 amino acids)
Biological process (GO): mitotic spindle assembly checkpoint signaling; meiotic sister chromatid cohesion, centromeric; protein phosphorylation
Molecular function (GO): ATP binding; protein kinase activity
Source: RefSeq, a predicted model, not a curated record